AUAAACACGUCUUCAUGGGCUGCUCCGUGCUCCACUUCCCGGUUUUCUUUCCCUCAGGACUUUACCCGGUUAGGACUUCACCUUCUGCAUGGUAGGAACAACACCUUUUUCCCAGUGAAGAGCAGGCCUACACAAAACCAACAGAAAAGUCAACAGCCAGCUGUGCUUGGUUGUGUCGUUGAGUGGAAGUGAGUCAACCGACUCCCACUGGUGUGAAAACCUUCCUUCCUCCGAGGCUGGCCACAGUCUUCCACAAUGCUGCAUCUGGCGGGAGACUACGUGUGGCUGGACUCAGGGACCGGUGUCCCGAUCGGGGCCCGGGUCAAAGAGUCGGAGAAGGGGAAGCUCCAGCUGGUGGACGAUGAGGGGAAGGUGCACAAGGUGGGCACCAAGGAGCAGGCCGCCCUGCGCCCCAUGCACCCCACCUCGGUGGAGGGCGUGGAGGACAUGAUCCGCCUGGGUGACCUGACGGAGGCCGGCCUGCUGAGGAACCUGCUGGUCCGCCACAAGGAGGGCAGCAUCUACACCUACACGGGCUCCAUCCUGGUGGCGGUGAACCCCUACAAGGUGCUGCCCAUCUACACGGCGGAGCAGGUGCACAUGUACACGGACCGGCGCCUCGGGGAACUGCCGCCCCACGUGUUCGCCAUCGCUGACAGCUGCUUCUUCAACAUGAGGCGCAGCCAGAAGAACCAGUGCUGCGUCAUCAGUGGGGAGUCAGGAGCAGGGAAGACGGAGAGCGCUAAGCUGAUGCUCCAGUACCUCGCCGCCGUCAGCGGACAGCGCUCCUGGAUCGAGCAGCAGAUCCUGGAGGCUAACCCCAUCCUGGAAGCUUUCGGGAACGCUAAGACCAUCCGCAACGACAACUCCAGCCGCUUUGGGAAGUACAUCGACAUCAACUUCAACACGCAGGGCGCCAUCGAGGGGGCCCGCAUCGAGCAGUACCUGCUGGAGAAGUCCCGCGUCUGCCGGCAGGCCCCGGAGGAAAGGAACUACCACAUCUUCUACUACAUGCUAGUGGGCAUGACGCCGCAGCAGAAGACUAAACUGUCCCUGGGGAACGCCAGCGACUACAACUACCUCACCAUGGGGAAGUGCACAACCUGUGAAGGGCGCGAUGACAUCACGGAGUACACCCACUUCCUGUCCGCCCUGAAGAUCCUGAUGUUCUCCGACAGCGACUCCUGGGAGAUCUCCAGACUCCUGGCCGCUAUCCUGCACCUCGGGAACGUCAAGUUCGAGGGCACCAGCGCGGAUAACCUGGAGGGCUGUGACAUCAUCGAGUCCACCCACUUCAACAUGGCGGCUAAACUGAUGGAGGUGAACGGCAAGGCGCUGGAGAAGAGCCUGACCCAGAGGUCCUUCCAGACCAACCGGGAGAGGGUCAUCACGUCCCUGAACUCGGAGCAGGCCCAGGACGGGAGGGACGCCUUCGUCAAGGCCAUCUACGGCCGGCUCUUCAUCUGGGUGGUGGACAAGAUCAACUCGGCCGUGUUCAAACCCCUGCCCGAGGACAGCGAGGAGGUCCACCAGUGCAUCGGCCUGCUGGACAUCUUCGGCUUCGAGAACUUUGUGAAGAACAGCUUCGAGCAGCUGUGCAUCAACUUUGCCAACGAGCAGCUGCAGCAGUUCUUUGUGCGGCACGUGUUCAAGCUGGAGCAGGAGGAGUACUCCCGGGAGGGCGUGGUGUGGACGCACAUCGAGUACAACGACAACCAGCGCACGCUGGACGUGCUGGCCAGCAAGCCGCUCAACAUCCUGGCACUCAUCGACGAGGAGAGCAGCUUCCCCAAGGGAACCGACCGCACCAUGAUGCAGAAGGUCAACAAGCAGCACGGGAAGGGAGACAUCUACAUGGCGCCCAAGAACGACCACGAGAAGCAGUUCGGGAUCCGCCACUUCGCGGGCGUGGUCUUCUACGACUCCCAGGGUUUCCUGGAGAAGAACCGCGACGCUCUCAGCGCCGACGUGAUCGAACUGGUCGAGACGUCCACCAACCAGCUCCUCAAACAGGCCUUCAAGACCGACCUGGCGCCUGGAACCGCACGGGGCGGGGGCAACUCUCGGAUGACCAUGACCACCCCCAAGAACUCUCUGAGGCUGGGGCCGGACGGUAAGAAGCGCUCCCCCACCCUGAUUGGUCAGUUCCGCAAGUCGCUGGAGGCCCUGAUGAAGGCGCUGGCCGCCUGCCAGCCGUACUUCAUCCGCUGCAUCAAGCCCAACGACCUGAAGCAGCCCGAGUUCUUCGACAGGGACCUGUGCAUGCGUCAGCUGCGCUACUCCGGGAUGAUGGAGACGAUAAAGAUCCGGAAGGCGGGCUUCCCCAUCCGCUACUCCUUCCAAGAGUUCCUGGAGCGCUUCCGCGUGCUGCUGAACACGGCGACCUGCGACCCCAAGACCGAGAGCACGGAUAAGUGCUGUGAGACGAUCUGUAAGACCUUCCUGUCCGGGGAGGGUCACUGGAGAAGGGGGCGGUCCAAGAUCUUCCUCAAGGACUUCCAUGACACGAUGCUGGAGCUGGAGAGGAUGAAGAAGCUGAACGAGAAGGCCCUGGUGAUCCAACGGGUCCUGAGGGGACUCAAGUACAGGAAGCAGUUCCUGAGGAAGAAGGCGGCUGCGCUGAUGAUCCAGAAGCACUGGAGAGGACACCAGGGCCGCAAGAUCUACCGAGUGGUCCAGAUCGGUCUGACCCGUCUGCAGGCCCGCGUGCGCUCUCGCCAGAUGCAGCACAAGUACCAGAAGAAGAGGGAGGCGGCCACCGUGCUCCAGGCCCGGGUCCGCGGCAUCAACGCCCGGAAGGAGUGGCGGCGCCAGAAGGCGGCGGUGGUGCUGCUGCAGGCCUACACCCGGGGGGCGCUGGCCCGCCGCGCCGUCAGGAAGAUGAAGACAGACGGGUUCCUCUCGGCUGCGGAGCGCCGGGCGGAGGAGCUGGCCUCCCUGGAGCGCCAGCGGCGUCUGAACGAGGCCCUGAGGAGGCAGCGCGAGGCAGACGCCAAGGCCCAGGACAACCCCCUCAGCGACCACGAGAUGGUCGACUACAUGUUCCAGUUCCUCCCCCCGGCCGGGGGUGACCAGGAGGGACAGGGCCCCGACGGCUUCAAGGACCUGGAGCAGCGGCGGAUGGUCCCUGAGACGGUGGACCUGGACGAGCUGCCCAUGGAGGAGCAGGAGCUCUCGUCGGACGAGGAGGACGACCUGGACGAGUACUCCUUCUCCAAGUUCGCCUCCAUGUCCUUCCAGGGCGCGGCCACGGCCACGCACGUCCGCCACCGCCUGGCCCAGCCGCUGAUCCACCACGAGGACGAGGGAGACGUACAGGCCUCCCUGACGGUGUGGUGGAUCAUCCUGAGGUUCAUGGGGGACCUCCCGGAGCCCAAGCAGAGGGUAAACCCCCUGGCCCCGGGGGGCGCGGGCUCCAGGGGGGCCAACGCCCUGCCCCAAGACCUGGCCUCAAGGAACGACCGGCGCCUCAGUCACAUGGUGGGCCUGGACCAGCGAGUGUUGAGGGGUAAGAAGGACGGAAAGCCCUCGCCCGUCGCCGAGGAGUCGUCGGCGGCGGCCGGCCGGAAGACCUCCAUCUUCACCGACAUGAUGUCCCGGAACAGGAAGGCCUCCACGGCCCCCAGCGAGGUGGUCACCGGCGGGAAGGUCUCGGAGGGCGUGCCCCGCGUCAGGAAGGGCUCCAUGUUCACCGACCUGAUGACGCGCAACAAGAAGGUCGGCGCCAUCCCGGAGAACAUGGUCGCGGACGCGACCGACGGCGCCGCCCAGUCAGAGGGGUCGGACAGCAGCGUGGCCCUGUCCAAUGAAAUGAUGGCGGUGGAUUCGACCUCACUGGAACGACCAAUGACGGCCCUCGAGAAGCUCCACAUCAUCGUGGGAUACGCCAUCGUCCGCCGGGACCUCAGGGAUGAGAUCUACUGCCAGAUCUGCAAACAGCUGGAGGGGAACAACAACAAGAACAGCUACUACCGAGGAUGGAUCCUCCUGUCCCUCUGCCUGGGCAUCUUCCCCCCCACCGAAAAAUUCAUCAAGUACCUGCAGAGCUUCAUCCGCUCCGGGCCGGGCGGCUACGGGCCGUAUUGCGUCGAGCGCCUGAAACGGACCGCCUCGAAUGGGGUCCGCGGGGAGCCCCCCAGCUGGCUGGAGCUCCAGGCAACCAAGACCAAGAAGCGCAUGACGGUGACUCUGACCCUGAUGGACGGCCGCACCAUCAGCGUGCCCGUGGACUCCGCCUCCACCUCCGGUGAGAUCUGCCAGAUGUUGUCCCAGAAGGUCCAGCUGAAGGACUCGUUUGGCUUCUCGGUGUAUGUGGCUCUCUACGAGAAGGUGUGGGCACUGGGCAGUGGCCGGGAGCACGUGAUGGACGCCAUCUCUCAGUGCGAGCAGGAAGUGAGGCGUAAGGGCGGGCAGGAGCAGCACGCGCCCUGGCGCCUCUACUUCCGCAAGGAGGUGUUCGCGCCGUGGCACAACUGCAAAGACGACGCCGUCAGCACGGAGCUCAUCUACCGGCAGGUCAUCCGCGGCCUCAAGUUUGGAGAGUACCAGUGCAGGAAGGAGGAUGACUACGUGGAGCUGACCACCAAGCACCUGUACAUCCAGCACGGCCGGGCCGGUGCGGCGGAGCAGGUGAAGGCCGCCGUCCAGGACGCCAUCAGCAGCUCCCUGCUGGAGGCCAAGCCCGAGGACAAGUGGAUCCAGAUGGUCAACACCGCCCACACCCAGGGCUUGUAUAAGGCUGGGGAUGAGAAUGCCAUGAAGACCGAUGUGGUGGAGUACGCCCGCAAGAACUGGCCCAUGUUCUUCUCCAGGUUCUUCGAGGUGGUCAAGGUCUCGGGCCCGGCGCUGGCUAAGAGCCGCUUCAUCGUGGCCAUCAACUGGACGGGGAUCACCUUCCUGGACGAGAGGGAGCGGCGGCUGGUGGAGCUGAGCUACCCCGAGGUCACCGGGGUCAACACCGUCAGGGACCCUAAGUCGUCGGCCCAGUCGGUGUGCCUGCUGACGCUGCGCGGGGACUUCACGCUGAGCGGGGCGAUGACGGAGGACCUGGCCGCCCUGGUGCUGGUGUUCCUGGCCGGGCUCCGGGAGCGCUCCCAGUACGGCGUCGCCCUGAAGGACGCCAGCAGCCCCGACGACGCGACGCUGCUGAGCUUCAAGAAGGGCGAGCUCCUGGAGCUGCUGAAGGACAAGGAGUUCUCCCUGGAGCGCGGCUGGCUGAAGGCCCGCAACGACCGCACGGGCAAGAGCGGCGCCGUCCCUGCCGAGGCCCUCCUCAUCCUGCCCACGCUCAGCAAGCCCACCAACCAAGUCAUGAACUUGCUGAACCUGUCUCCAGACCAGAGGAAGAGUGCGAUCCAGCAGACGGGCACCACAGAGAAGGUCACCCUCACCUCCCUGAAGGAGUUCUCCAUCGAGUACUUCAGGCAGCCCACCAAGGACGUGAACCGCCAGGUGAUGUCUAAGAACGCGGGCCCGGAGCGCCUGUGGGUCCACUCCCGGGAGCCGCUGAGGCUGCCCCUCCUCCGCAGGCUGGCCAACAACGCGGACCACAGCACCAAGGCCUGCCUGGCCUUCACCUCGAUCCUCAAGUACAUGGGUGACUACCCCACCAAGCAGAGCCAGAGCUCCCUGGAGCUCACCGACCAGAUCUUUGGAGCGGCCACCCAGAACGAAGCGCUCCGGGACGAGAUCUACUGCCAGAUCAUGAAGCAGAUGACCAGCAACAACAACCGGUUCAGCCUGGAGCAGGGCUGGCAGCUGCUGUGGCUGUGCUGCGGCCUGUUCCCCCCCGGACCCCAGCUCUCCAAACACGCCCAGCGCUUCCUGGAGUCCCGCGAGCGACAGCCGCUGGCCGCCGACUGUCUGAAGAGGCUGCAGAGCUCCCGAAGGACGGAUCCCAGGAAGCUACCCCCCCACCAGGUGGAGGUGGAGGCCAUCCAGCAGAACAGCAUUCAGAUCUUCCACAAGAUCCACUUCCCCAACGACACCGAGGAUGUCAUGGAGGUGGCGACCAGCACCCGGGUCCGGGACCUGGUCCAGAGCAUCUCCGAGAAGCUGGGCCUGAUCUCUGCCGACGGCUUCAGCGUCUUCGUCAAGACCCCCGACACGGUCCUCAGUCUGAACGAGGCGGACUACUUCUUCGACAGCCUGAGGCAGAUCACGGACUGGAGCAAGAACGCCAAGCGUGUGAACGAGGUUGGGGGUCCGGUCUCCGUCUCCUACAUGGUGUUCUUCAUGAGGAAGCUGUGGUACAACGUGAUCCCGGGUCGUGACCUUGAGGCCGACCUCAUCUUCCACUACCCUCAGGAGCUGCCCAAGUACAUGCGGGGGUACCACGUGGUCACCAAGGAGGAGAUGGUCCACAUCGGAGCACUGCUCUUCAGGAUCAAGACGGGAGGAGACUCCAAGCAGCUGGCCGUCCUACCCAAGCUGCUGAAGGAGAUCCUGCCCGCCGACCAGAUCAAGGCCUUCUCGGAGAACGAGUGGAAGAAGACUAUCUCCGCUGCCUACAACAAGCAGGCGGAGAUGACGUCUGAGGAGGCCAUGCUGGAGUUCCUGAAGGCCGUCUACCGCUGGCAGACGUUCGGCGCCGCCUUCUUUGACGUCAAGCAAACGUCGGACAGGACCUUCCCCGACAUCGUGAGGAUCGCCAUCAGCAAGACGGGCGUGGCCAUCAUCCACCCCAAGACCAAGGAGGUCCUGGCCACGCACGCCUUCAACCGCAUCGCCAGCUGGUGCAGCGGCAGCACCUACUUCCACAUGACGCUGGGCAGCCUGGUGCAGGGCAGCAAGUUCCUGUGUGAGACCUCCCUGGGCUACAAGAUGGACGACCUCAUCGGCUCCUACGUCAACAUGUAUCUGAGGGAGCAGAAGGCCGGCCAGAGACAGCAGCGCUUCAACAUGUGAACCCCGAGUUCACUUCCUGAUUCCGUAGCCAAUCAACGAGCCCGACCGCCACUCCACGUCGGAGCUCUGUGUUGACACUUUGAAAUGAGACACAAACCGAGAUUAGGAUUCUUCUUCUUUAAGUUCAAUUGUUUUACCUUUUAAAUGAAACUAAUUUCAAAAAGAGAUGAUAGAUGUUCAUGGUGAUAUUAAUAUAGUGAUGUUUUUAAUGGAUGUUGUCUUUAAACAAGGGGCGCCUUUUACAAGGAAUUAAAUCUUUUAAGGCAUUUUGACUCUUCAUGUUAAACUUUAUUUUUUUGUUUUUGUUCUUGCACGAGAAAACAGAUCUAUUGUCCGGGGAAUCAUCUCUGUGGCUGAAAUUGACCAAUAAAACGUUUUCCCAGAGAGAAGGCUGUCUGUG
This is a messenger RNA of Gadus morhua (Atlantic cod), 7306 nucleotides long. It is a transcript of the gene myo7ba, whose product is annotated as myosin VIIBa. Lineage: Eukaryota; Metazoa; Chordata; Actinopteri; Gadiformes; Gadidae. Gene Ontology annotation, molecular function: cytoskeletal motor activity; protein binding; ATP binding. Gene Ontology annotation, cellular component: cytoskeleton; myosin complex. The record is from RefSeq and is a predicted model, not a curated record. The transcript is spliced from 48 exons. Bases 256 to 6906 code for a protein of 2216 amino acids.